CCCUCUUCAGCACCACGGACAGCUCCCGUCACUCGUAUCUGUGCUGCAGCGAGGCGACGCGCGCACAGCAGGACCAGAUCCAAUAAAUAUCUAAAAAUAAGGUUCAGCUCGAGCCAUAGAUUAACCCUGAGUUCACACCGCGAAGGAGAAGCAUCUUCCUCCCUCCUCUUCCUCCUCGUGGAUGCUUGACUUGUUUCGUUUUUUUAUUURUGUGUGUGUGUGUGUGGCCUGACUGAGAAGUCCAACCUUCUUUUUUAACUGCAUUGCCUCUGCGUCUCCUGACUGUUGGCUCCUCAUCCUCCUGUUUCUGGCAGCCGGAGUGGGAAAAGUGCUUCUCACKGAGGGCGGUGGGGGGGAGGACAGAGGAUCAACCUGCUGAAGUUUUUAUUUAUUUUUUCUGUUUUCUUCUGUAUGACAAAACUACCCUGAUUAUGCCGAGGGAUUUUGUUCCUAAAACUCGGGAGUGAAUCUGACUUCAGGAUGCAGGCGGAGGGGUGAAGUUGAGUAGAAGUGUUGCAGGCUCUGAUAUGAGAUAGGCAGGCGACCCGCAUCUGCAACGUUGGCUGGAAUCCUCAGAUCAGCGCGGAUAGGGUGCAAUCACUUCGCAUCAAGAUGAGGUGCAUGAGGUGCUUUCUAAAUUGCACCUAAGAGAGAAAAAAACACCCUGCUGCUCCAGGAAGCCAGWGUUUCUUUCCUCUUGACGCGGACUGAACCAGGUCGGGUUUUGCGGUUAAGUAAACACUGGRAAAACAAAGUCGGCUGUUAUCCACCCCCCCCCCUCCUCUUCUCUCCCUCUGACGUUUAAAAGAAACAAAGAGGGGUGACUGAAAGAUGAAGAAGUUCAGGAAGGUGCUGGACGGCCUGACCACGUCCUCUCCUGGAGGGACCAUCGGGUCGCCGUCGUGCGGCAGCGCGGCCGGGACUCCCACCGCGGCGCCGACUCCCAGGGAGAUCGACGUGCAGGAGACGCUUGUGUCGGAAAACUUUCAGCUGUGUAAGACGGUUCGUCAUGGUUUCCCUUAUCAGCCCACUGCUUUGGCCUUUGACCCCGUGCAGAAGAUCCUCGCCAUCGGUUCCAGAUCAGGUGGUGUACGAAUACUGGGACGGCCGGGGGUGGACUGCUUCUGUCAACAUGAGAGUGGAGCAGCAGUUCUUCAACUUCAAUUUCUCAUCAAUGAGGGGGCGCUGGUCACAGCCUGUGCAGACGACACGCUACACUUGUGGAACCUACGCCAGAGGCGACCGGCUGUCCUGCACUCGCUCAAAUUCAACAGAGAGAGGAUCACAUUUUGCCACCUGCCCUUUCAGAGUAAAUGGCUGUAUGUGGGGACAGAGCGUGGGAACACACACAUUGUCAACAUCGAGUCCUUUAUUUUGUCUGGAUAUGUCAUCAUGUGGAACAAGGCCAUCGAACUAUCAACUAAAACUCACCCAGGACCUGUAGUUCAUCUGAGUGACAGCCCAAAGGAUGAAGGCAAGUUGCUUAUAGGGUUUGAAGGUGGGACCAUUGUACAGUGGGACCUUCGGGCUAAAAAAGCAGACUUCAGAAUCUAUUAUGAUGAGGCCAUUCAUUCAGCCAGCUGGCAUCAUGAAGGGAAACAGUUCAUGUGUAGUCAUUCAGAUGGAAGUCUGACAUUAUGGAACCUCAGAAAUACCACCAAGCCAUUCCAGGUCACCUUUCCUCAUGGAAAGAUACAGAAGGAUGGGAGGAAGGAGUCAUGUAAACCCAUUCUCAAAGUUGAAUACAAGACCUCAAGAAACAGUGAGCCUUUCAUUAUCUUCUCUGGUGGCCUUUCAUACGACAAAGCAGGGCGACGGCCAGCUUUGACCAUCAUGCAUGGCAAAGCCAUGACCGUUCUGGAGAUGGACCAUCCCAUUGUAGAGUUCAUGGUGCUCUGUGAGACUCCUUAUAAUAAUGAGGUUCAAGAGCCCUAUGCAGUGGUAGUGCUGUUGGAGAAGGACUUAAUUGUUGUGGAUCUGACACAGAGCACCUUCCCAGUGUUUGAGAACCCUUACCCCAUGGAUGUCCACGAGUCCCCGGUCACCUGCACAGCUUAUUUUGCAGAUUGUCCACCAGACAUCAUCCCCAUUCUCUACUCUAUAGGAGCCAAACAUAAGAAGACUGGCUACAGUCAUAAGGAGUGGCCAAUUGGUGGAGGAACAUGGACAUUAGGUUCCCACACCUAUCCAGAGAUCAUCGUCACAGGACACGCCGAUGGAUCAAUAAAAUUUUGGGAUGCAUCUGCAUUCACACUGCAGAUGUUGUACAAGCUGAAGACUUCCAAAGUCUUUGAGAAGCCAAAGCCCGGAGAGGGUCGGGCUGCUGAAUUAGUGGAAGAAGACCCAUUUGCUGUUCAAAUGGUCAGCUGGUGCCCUCAGAGUCGAAUCUUCUGUGUGGUCGGCAUCUCGGCUCACAUCAUCCUGUAUCGCUUCAGUAAAUAUGACGCCAACACUCAGAUAGUGGCGCUAGAAGUACGCCUGCAGUGUGAUGCUGAGGAUGUCAUCACUCCUUCAGAAAACGAAAACAAUCCCUGCUUCUCAGAGACAGGCUCGCACUCACCCCAACCACACCACCAGUACCCAGUCAGCCCGGGCAGCAGGACGCCGGAGGGGGCCAAAGACAGCGUCCCCUGCCUCAAGGUGAAAGACCGAGUGGUUAGGGUCCCUCCUGGCUACCAGUCAGACCUGGUCAUCCAGCUGCUGUGGGUCGAUGGAGAACCACCCCAACAGAUCACCAGCCUAGAUAUUAAUUCUGCAUAUGGCCUAUUGGCGUUUGGGAACUGCAAUGGGCUAGCAGUGGUGGACUACUUGCAAAAAACGGUCAUAUUGUGCAUGUCUACACUGGAUUUGUACGGAGCCACCGACCCCUACCAGCGCCUUACCCGUUCCCCUCGUAGGAACAGACAGUCCACCUCAGAGCAUUGCAUGCGCGGCCUGUCUAACCUUUAUUCAGAUUCAAAGAAAAGGAUCCGUACAUCCUAUCAGAGCCUUACUGAACUCACUGACAACCAGCAGUCCAUUGACAUGGAGAGAAGCAAGUCACCAACCUCAGUUCAUUACCCAACCUCCUCUCACAAUGAUCCACGCGUCCUGCCAGAGCCUGUGGCCAGUCUGAGAGCCAGCCACUGCAGUCCAGUAUUUUACUUGCUGGACAAUGUAAAGGGACCCGGCAGAAAGUUAAGUCUGCCCACAGAUCUUAAGACUGAUCUUGAUCAUGUCAAUGGACAUUGCACUAGCCCCACCUCCCAGCCCUGCUCGGCGGGGAAGCCUCGUGUUCCGAUGGGUCCUGAGGGGCCACGGCUUACUCGCAGAGGCCCUGGCCGACCACCCUUCCGCAAGGCCCAGUCUGCUGCUUGCAUGGAGAUCUCUUUGCCUGUGUCCCACACUGAAGGGCAUGCAUCCAGGAGGGCAAUGCUUCAGCAGUUACAUGGAGUCACUAUGUACUCCCACGACGAGCACCACACCACCACCUCCUACUGUUGGAAUGAGAGAGAGAGUCGUGAGAACUCCUUCAGCCGCUCGCGCAGCUCUAGUGUGUCCAGCAUCGACCGGGACACUAAAGAGGCCGUCACCACGCUGCAGUUUGGAGAGUCAUUCGGACGCAAGAGCGAUGCCCUUCCCACACCAUGUCUGUGGGUGGGCACUAGCUUAGGAGUGGCCUUGCUCAUCCCACUGUCCAUCCCUUACGACCAGGAGGAAAGGAUGGAGGAGCCGGUCACCAUCGGUCCUAGUGGUGCGGUCCAGAUGCUGAAGGGCUCUGUGUUACGCUUUGGUUUUUUGGACUGCAUGGGAGUCCUCAUUCAGARCCCCUACGAGGUUUGGCGGGACCUAAAUGCCCCGGAGGACCCCGACAGACCGMGGAAGCGCAAACUGGUCCACUUUUCUCCAUCGUCCUCUCAGGAAGCCUACGGAGAGGGACAUUUGGCCGUGGUUUGCUCCGAGAGGCAGGCCAAAGUCUUCAUGAUGCCCUCGCAGACUUGCCUCUUUGUCCACAACAUCACAGAGUCCUCCUUUGUACUGCGAGCCGACGUGGUAUCUGUGUACAACAGCGUGUGCCUGGCCUGCUUCUGUGCUAACGGACAUGUCAUGACCCUCAGUUUGCCCAGUUUAAGACCGCUGAUGGACGUCAAUUACCUGCCUCUGACAGACAUGCGCAUUGCUAGAACAUUUUGUUUCACCAACGGGGGGCAGGCGCUUUAUCUCAGUUCUCCCACAGAGAUUCAGAGAAUUACAUACAGCCAGGAGAUGUGUGACAACCUGCAGGAAAUGCUGGGAGAGCUUUUCACUCCAAUAGAAACACCAGAAGCCCAGAACAGAGGGUUUUUGAAGGGCUUCUUUGGAGGAAAUGCCCAUACAUUUGACAGAGAAGAGCUUU
This is a messenger RNA of Austrofundulus limnaeus, 4375 nucleotides long. It is a transcript of the gene stxbp5l, whose product is annotated as syntaxin binding protein 5L. Lineage: Eukaryota; Metazoa; Chordata; Actinopteri; Cyprinodontiformes; Rivulidae. Gene Ontology annotation, biological process: Golgi to plasma membrane transport; exocytosis. Gene Ontology annotation, cellular component: SNARE complex; cytoplasm; plasma membrane. Gene Ontology annotation, molecular function: GTPase activator activity; syntaxin binding; myosin II binding. The record is from RefSeq and is a predicted model, not a curated record.